AUGAAUGCUGAACUGGCCAGAAACUGGGAGAACAAGAGUGCUGUGAAUGAGUUUGUCUUACUGGGAUUCCGUGAACACCCUCUGCUCUUCUUUGCUGCCUUUCUUGCUAUCUAUCUGAGUGUCAUUCUAGGCAAUGGUCUCGUUGUGGUUGUGACAACAAAGGAUUCUGCCCUCCAUACACCUAUGUAUUUUUUUCUAAGAAGUUUAUCAGGACUUGAAGUUUGUUACACUUCAGUCACUCUUCCCAAAAUGAUAGCCAGCCUGGCCACCGGAGACCACUCCAUUUCUUUGGAAGCUUGUGCCUCCCAGAUGUUCUUCAUGCUGUUUCUGGGUGGUGCUGAGUGUUUCUUACUAACUGCCAUGGCCUACGAUCGCUAUGUUGCUAUUUGCCUGCCCCUGCGCUAUAUGAUCAUAAUGAAUCAAAGGAUGCUCAUAGGACUGGUGUCUGGUUCUUUUGUUCUCAGCCUCCCAAUGCAGUUGGUACAAAUUGGACUCAUUUUCUCCCUCCCCUUUUGUGGCCCCAAUGAAAUGGACCACUUCUUCUGUGACAUGCCAGCAGUCCUCAGUCUAGCAUGUGCUGAUGUCUCCACCAAUGAGUUGGUAGUAUAUAUGGAGAAUGUUAUAUUUGCUCUGGCUCCUCUUGUUGUCAUCUUAACCUCCUACUUCUAUAUCACUAGGACUAUAUUACACAUGCCAUCAGCCAUGGGGCGUCAGAAGGCUUUUUCCACUUGUUCAUCUCAUGUGAUUGUGGUCAGUCUUUUUUAUGGCUCAGGAAUGUUGGUAUACCUACAUCCCCAAACGACAGAUUCUAUUAAAAUUGACAAGAUACUUUCUCUGCUCUACACAGUCAUCAUUCCCCUUUGCAAUCCCCUUAUAUACACUUUGAGGAAUAAGGAUGUAAAGGCUGCCUUGAAGAGGCUCUUUAGUAAUAAAUAG
Messenger RNA from Thamnophis sirtalis, 936 nucleotides. Its product is annotated as olfactory receptor 10A7-like. Gene Ontology annotation, biological process: G protein-coupled receptor signaling pathway. Gene Ontology annotation, molecular function: olfactory receptor activity; G protein-coupled receptor activity. The record is from RefSeq and is a predicted model, not a curated record. NCBI's taxonomy places the organism in Eukaryota, Metazoa, Chordata, Lepidosauria, Squamata, Natricidae. Gene Ontology annotation, cellular component: membrane.